AUGUCGGGAGCGGCGGGGCCGGGUCCGCCCGCCGGGCAGGGCCGCUCCCCGCUGCCCUGCGCCCCCCGCCCCGCCGCCCCGCUGCAGCUGGCCGGGGGGGCCGAGCCCGCACGGCCCGGCGUCGCCGUCAUCGACCUCCGCUUCCCCCACGGCGCUGCCGCCGACGUGCAGGAGAUCGUCUUCAGGAACUUCUACACGGCGUUCCUGAGCGUGCGGGUGCAGCGGUCCGGCCCCGGCGGGUCCCGGCGCUGGGUGACGUGCCUGCGGGACCUGUGCCUGAUGCCCUGCCCGCACACCGAGGAGGGCUCCCAGGACUACUUCUGCCUCCGCCGGCAGCAGAUGCUGUGUGAUGUGGACCAGGUGACAGCCAUGCGGUUUAUCCUGCGACAGCCCUCCCCAGUCUGGCUCCACUUCACCAUCGAGGAGCUGCAGAUUUUCCCCCCUGGACAGAAGAGCCCGCAGAAGGAUUUCCCCUCCUGGCUCUCCCAGCUGACCCCUCCGGAGCAGCCAGCCAGCCUGCAUGGGGAGCUCCCCGACCCAGAGAAGGUGUCGACAGAGGUCCAGCAAAUGUGGGUGCUGACAGAGGUGAUCCGGGCUCGCCAGGCAGCCACCCGCAUCGGGCGUUUCGACGUGGAUGGCUGCUACGAUGUCAACCUGCUUUCCUACACCUGAGCCCGCCGGUGCCACUUGCUGGUGCCGGCUGGAGGGAAGUGCCCAUCCAUGCUCCCGGGGCCCAAGUGGACUCCUGUGUUCCCCGCCUUGGCCGUCGACCCCGCGGCCCCGAGGGGUCCCAAGCCCUCCCUGUGCCCAUUCCCCGACUCCCCCUGCGCUGUCUGCCAUUGAGGAGCAGCGCUACCGCUCCCGAGCCCCCUGUGAGCUCUCCCGGGCACGUCCCGCGGGCAGAGCCCGGACCCCACCCCACUCUGCAAGGGGGUGCGGGGGGACCGAGGGGUGCGGGCGUGCUGGGGGGUCACCUCGGUCACCACUAAAAGCUGCUACCUUGG
Molecule: messenger RNA, 1004 nt
Organism: Pipra filicauda (Wire-tailed manakin)
Lineage: Eukaryota; Metazoa; Chordata; Aves; Passeriformes; Pipridae
Gene: NICN1
Product: nicolin 1
Exons: 6
Coding region: 1-672 (223 amino acids)
Cellular component (GO): nucleoplasm
Source: RefSeq, a predicted model, not a curated record